Molecule: messenger RNA, 1063 nt
Organism: Durio zibethinus
Lineage: Eukaryota; Viridiplantae; Streptophyta; Magnoliopsida; Malvales; Malvaceae
Product: putative proteasome inhibitor
Biological process (GO): proteasome-mediated ubiquitin-dependent protein catabolic process
Molecular function (GO): proteasome binding; endopeptidase inhibitor activity
Source: RefSeq, a predicted model, not a curated record
GUUCGUUUAUUGAUUCUGCUUGCCGCUUAAGCUAAACUUUAUAAACCUCUGAGCUCUGACACACCAAAAUUCCAAACUGAACCGCGAAGCCUCUCUUUUUUCUUGUUAACUGGUUGGUUUUUGUUUCUGUCUUGAGUUUGGUUUUAUUUGUUAAAUGGAUUUCAGAGGUGGUUUUGGUGGUGGUUACAUGCAUCUAGGACCCAAUGAUUCUCGCUGGUUCAGUGGAGAGCGUGGUUCCCCUGGAGAACGAGUUAUAUAUUAUAGUGUGGAAGCAGGACCAAAUGAUUCUCGCUGGUUCAGUGGAGAGCGUAGUUUCCCCGAAGAACAAGCGUAUAUUCCUCCUGGUGCACGUUUUGAUCCAUAUGGCCCACCUGGCGCUCGUGGUUUUGAGCGUAAUCGAUUUGUCAGGGACAGGGUAGUCAUUCCUCCGAUUAAUCCAUUUCGUGGUAGUGAUGCUUUUCCUGGGCCUGCUGCUGGAGUGUAUCCUGUCAGGCGUGAUUCUGGUGGUGGUGACAUGCUUAUAGGACCAAAUGAUCCUCGCUGGUUCAGUGGAGAGCAUGGUUCCCCUGGAGAACAAGCGGGUAUUCCUCCUGGUGCACGUUUUGAUCCAUUUGGCCCACCUGGUGUUCCUGGUUUUGAGCCUUAUCGAUUUGUCAGAAACCGACGACGGAGACCUGGAGCUGGUACUCAUCCCGACCUGGAGCAUUUUGGAGAUGGUUCAAAUGCAUCUGAAGGUUAUGAAAGGGUCUUUUGGCGCUCUCUUUGAGUACGUUGAUGGAGAAGGAUCUAAAGAUUGUACUUAAAACGUGUAAUACAAGUUACCUAGCUUUGCAACCUGAAUUUUUAACAUGUUAAUGGUUUUUGCUCAUGUUUUUGAAUCUAUUUGGUCGUUUACUAUUUCUUUUGGCCGUUUCAAAUCAAUCACAAUCUCGCCUUUCAGGUUAUAGAUCUGAUAGUAAUAUGAACAAUUCGAGUAAUGCUAACAAAGUAAAAAAUUUCACCCCUGAAUAUUUUAUUCCGUUCAUUAUAAAAUUGCGGAGACGGUAAGAAAGAAGAAUGCAAU